ACAGUGGACAUGCCCAAGAAACUAGUAGAAACGAUCACAUCUCAGACGAAGGAGACAAAAUUCUCUCAAGAAAGAAACGGUUUCCAGUUUUUGGAUUUUUAAGUUUUCUAAUGUUGCUAGUAAACAGUGUAAUGUUGAUCAAUGAAAACAUCAACAUUAACAACAACAAUAACAACAAUAAUAAUAACAACAACGAUAACAACAACAACAACAACAACAAUAACUUGAAUAUGAACAUGAAUGGAAGACGACUGUUUAAGAUGAUUGAAGAUUUUGCAAGUAAUGUUGCUGAGAAUCUCGGAAUCCAACAAACUGCUUUUAAACCUGAAACUUCGUACUCCACUUCAAACCCAUCCAUCCCUAGCAGCCCUUUUUCAAGCGUAUCCAAGCUUGAAACUAAUAUUCCUGUUUUUGGAGAUGGAAAUAGUGCUAACACACCCUCUGCUCUUUAUUCAACCACAUCAGCAACAACAACAACAACAACAGUAAGAUCUAGUUUAUCAGAUGUGAGCAGGGCUGAAAUCAUCCCAAGCUUAACUGAUACUAUGAAGAAGACCUGGAAUAUUGGAAAGUUUGAUAAAAUGAAGAUGAUGUACGACUUUACACGGUAUCUAGCAGAAAGAGGCUCGCAAAAUCAACUAGACAUUAUAAAAUCAGUUAAACCCGAGAUCGUUUCCUCCAAUAUUUAUGAAUCUGUCGCAGACCUGAAUCCCGAAAUUGAGACGGACGUUGUAGACAAGUCUGGAGACGCGCUUGAUGAGCGCACAAUGAUCAUGAGUCCUGCAAAUGAGCUCGUUUUAUCAAGAAAAAAACGCCAAUUUUCAGUUUUCAGUUUGUUGAACUUUUUGCUUGUUGUUUUCAACGUGGUUCUGGACAUUAAUAAUAACAUUAACAAUAACAACAACAACAACAAUAAUAAUAACAAUAACAACAACAAUAAUAACAACAACAACAACGUGAACAUGAAUAGAAGAAGACGUUUGUUGGACGAUUUGCAGAUAAUGCUUCAGCAGGGGUUGCAACAAUUUGGAUAACGUCAAUUUUUGUCACUUUUUGUUUAAACUAUUAAUAAUUUUUAUGCAUUAUUAUUUGUAUAAAAUCAAUGAAUGUCAAUGUAAUU
Messenger RNA from Eurytemora carolleeae, 1120 nucleotides. Its product is annotated as signal transducer and activator of transcription B. Bases 111 to 1034 code for a protein of 307 amino acids. The record is from RefSeq and is a predicted model, not a curated record. NCBI's taxonomy places the organism in Eukaryota, Metazoa, Arthropoda, Copepoda, Calanoida, Temoridae. The transcript has 6 exons.